Quercus robur (English oak) is the source of this 594-nucleotide messenger RNA. Its product is annotated as zinc finger protein ZAT11-like. NCBI's taxonomy places the organism in Eukaryota, Viridiplantae, Streptophyta, Magnoliopsida, Fagales, Fagaceae. Bases 64 to 579 code for a protein of 171 amino acids. The transcript has a single exon. The record is from RefSeq and is a predicted model, not a curated record.
CCUUUCAUAUCAUUUUCGUUACCAAAAGUUCAACAUUUGUGUUCAACUUCUUUUUACAUAGCUAUGACAAUGAAGAGAAUGAGAGAAGAUGGUGGGAUAGAGAGCUUAGACAUGGCUAAUUGUCUAAUGUUGCUCUCUCAUAGCUUAGAGACCAAGCCCAGGAAAGCCUCACGGGCUGAUAUGUUUGAGUGCAAGACUUGUAAUCGCCAAUUCCCAUCGUUUCAAGCUUUGGGUGGCCACAGAUCAGCGAGCCACAAGAGACCAAAAUUGAUGGGGGAAGAACUGAAAGAGAGUAUAAAAACUCAGAACUUGGGGAAUAAGCCUAAGAUGCAUAAGUGCUCAAUAUGUGGGCUUGAGUUUGCUAUGGGGCAAGCUUUGGGUGGUCACAUGAGGAGGCAUAGAGCAAUGAUGGAUGGCGCAUUUUCUUCCGCUACAACAGAAAAGAAAGUGCCGGUGCUGAAAAGAUCAAAUAGUAGGAGGGUUAUGUGCUUGGACUUGAACUUGACACCUUUGGAGAAUGAUUUGAAGUUACUAUUUGGGAAGAAGGCUCCUCAAAUUGACUUUACUUUGAUGAUUUGAUUUGAACCACAAUUG